Drosophila navojoa is the source of this 644-nucleotide messenger RNA. RefSeq names its product eukaryotic translation initiation factor 4E-binding protein. Lineage: Eukaryota; Metazoa; Arthropoda; Insecta; Diptera; Drosophilidae. Gene Ontology annotation, biological process: negative regulation of translational initiation. The record is from RefSeq and is a predicted model, not a curated record. Gene Ontology annotation, molecular function: eukaryotic initiation factor 4E binding. Gene Ontology annotation, cellular component: cytoplasm.
GAAGUCUGCUGUCAAUUGGACUCGCAAAGCGAAGUAAGAACGUUGGAGAAAGGGAUAGCAACAGCUAGAAAGCUGAAACGCAAUUUCGUGUAAGCAAACAAAAGUCGUUCGAUUACGAUUUACAGCCGUUAUUCUUACAAACUAAGCGUUUGAAAAACAACAACAUAAAGAUGUCCGCAUCACCUACUGCUCGUCAAGCAAUUUCUCAUGCGGAGCCUAUGGCCAUGACAAAGACCAAGAAGGUCAUCAUAUCAGAUCCCAUCCAGAUGCCCGAGGUCUACUCAUCUACGCCCGGUGGCACCCUGUACUCCACUACACCUGGCGGCACUAAACUUAUCUAUGAACGUGCUUUCAUGAAGAAUCUGCGUAGCUCUCCUCUGAGUCAAACUCCGCCCAGCAACAUCCCCAGCUGCCUGAUGCGCGGCACACCUCGCACUCCCUUCCGCAAGUGUGUACCUAUACCAUCCGACUUGGUCAAGAAAACUCAAUCGCUGAAAAUUGAGGAACAAGAACAGUUCCAACUGGAAUUGUAAAUGGAGUCUACUAACCCUAUUCCAAGUAACAACUGCCAAAACUCAUUAUUAGUUAACUACCCUUAGACCCUACCUUUACCAACAAAUUAAUACUGAUAUUUAAUUCCCACU